This is a messenger RNA of Macrobrachium nipponense, 4582 nucleotides long. Its product is annotated as iroquois-class homeodomain protein IRX-1-like. The record is from RefSeq and is a predicted model, not a curated record. The coding region runs from base 891 to 1991 and encodes 366 amino acids. Lineage: Eukaryota; Metazoa; Arthropoda; Malacostraca; Decapoda; Palaemonidae. The transcript is spliced from 3 exons. Gene Ontology annotation, biological process: regulation of transcription by RNA polymerase II. Gene Ontology annotation, molecular function: RNA polymerase II cis-regulatory region sequence-specific DNA binding.
GGGUCCUGUCAGGCAAAAGGCACUGUGUAAGUGUAAGAAGAGAAUCUCACGUUCAGUCCCUCACGUGGUGGACCAGAGGAUGCAAGAAUCCUCGUCACGCUUUACGAGAAGUAACUGCUCUUAGUGGCAAAUCUAACUUGCUUGUUUUCGAGAGUCAUUGCCACUGCCAGUGAGUGUAUCAGUGUUAACUUGAAUGACGUUUUUCUGUAGUAACGGGGCUCAUUGAUGUGUCAAGAGCAGACCGGAAAUUAUACUGUUGGCGCGCUCGAGUGAAAUGAAUGAAGGACCACGUGGUUCGUGAAGACAGACUGGAUGGAUAGAUAAUAACACUCGUUAAAUUCUGUUGUAUGCGUGAAAGUGCCACAUUGGAUAUGCAGUUCAUAACCUCUGUGACGGAGAAUGGAAAAUGCUCGUGUUUGAAAGAGCUGGAAAAUUUGACGUUUGUUUGACAGCUAUCACGCCUGGUUAGAGCGAGUGGUACACGCUGUCUGUCAGGCAUCAAUGGAAGUUUUACGCAAUCGCUCCUGUACGUCGGUUUGAAAUAGUCUGUAUUCCGUGUUCAGCUGAUAGUGAACAUUUUAACCGACUUACACCUCUGAUGUACCUCCAGCGUUGUGGUCCUUUAUCCAGUCAUGGACCAGAACCACAUUAAUACGUAUGUGGUCGCAGUAUCUCACGGUAAAACAUUUACGGGAAAAUCAGCAAGGCAACUGUAGCCUACUUUAUUUUUUAAAACAAGCUAGAGAGAGAACUCAGGGCAAACGGCAGGGAGGGUUGCUUUGGCUGGUUCCCAACUUGACUGUCAAAAAAGAAAAAAAAAAAAAAAAGUUCAGCAGUCAGCGAACUCGUUUCGUUCGUCUUUGGCUUCGCCUCUACGAAGGACCAUUAUUAUGCAUUACCUCUCCGACAGCUCUCAAGAUGGUGAACUUUUCAUGACGAAAGCAGGGCGAGAGCGAUCUUCUUCCACGAGCACGGACCCUUCGUCUGUAGGAGACGAUGCUAAUUUUCUGAGGACUGCAGCAGCUGCAGCUGCCCGAAAACGGCGGGGCAACCUGCCCAAAGAAUCCGUGAAGAUCUUGAAGAAAUGGCUGUAUGACCACCGCUACAAUGCCUACCCCUCCGAUGACGAGAAAAUGCAGCUCUCCAGGGCUGCCAACCUAUCCGUUCUUCAGGUGUGCAACUGGUUCAUUAAUGCCAGACGAAGAAUUCUCCCAGAAAUCAUCCGAAGGGAAGGACACGACCCUGACAAGUACACCAUCACCAGGAGGGCGAAGAAACUGAAGGGCAUCUCCCCCAGAGACCGCAUCGACCAGGAGGAGUACCCCCCCACCCGCCAGUCGCAGAACGACUACGCUCCUCGCCCUCGCCCUCGCUGGGAGUCGACCGAUCUGACAGAUCACGACUACGACUUCUCCAUGGAUUCCCGCGUGGCCACUUGGGUGAAUGAGCACCACAGAGUUCCCACGAAGCCCCAUUACGAGGCUGUGUGUCCCUGCGGAUGUGGGUCAGAGUCAGACCAUACUCCCGCGACCUUCCCCAGUAACAACACAGCAGCAGCGGCAUCGCCAACAGCCCCUGCUGCGCCAGCAGUAGCCGUAGUAGCGGCAGUUCCUUCCAACGGCCCGCCAGUGGCCGUCCAGCAGACGACGACCGCACCGAACUUCGUCACAGAGGUGGUGGCUCCUGCCACUUCCACUACGAACCAGAACCUGUACACGGAUGCUCACUCCCCUGCCUACACCCCCAACGACUCCCCUCUGUACCCACCCUCCACACCUGAGCAUUAUGUCCCGCAAACGGACUACAACCACCACAGCUACAGCACCCCCGCUCAAGUGACACCUCCCCCCACCCCUCCGGAGGAUGACGCCGACAAGUUCAAGUGUUUGUACAUGUUGGUGGACGCCGCCCUCAGUCAGUGGGAGAAGCAAAACGCUUCUCCACCGCCCCAGGAUGCUAUCGACACCACUCGUACCUACCUCAGCCUCUGAUGGGUCAUACUUAGCCUCUGUAUUUUUGUUUUUUUCUGCCAUCAGGAUGAUAAAGUUUCCAUGAGAUUAUUAGGCUGCAAUUUUUUUUAAGCAUUAAGAUUUGUGCCUUAAGAGAAUGCGGGAUUAAUUUUUAAACAAACCUUAACGCAGCUAAUGAUUAAAAAAUACAAGAACUUAGAACAAAAAACUUCUGAUUGUUGUGCUCACAUAUAAUGUAGAAAUAUGUAAUUGAUUUUUUUUUUUUUGGAAUCAAAGUUGAGUAUUUGUCUUUUUGGUUGUGAAUUUUCAUGCUGUUGUAGUCUAACGAGAGAGAGAGAGACCUUCGUUAAUGCUUCUGUACACGUAGGUGUUUACAGUUAGUUACAGGAUACUCACUGUCAUUUUUAUUUUCGGCUAAAACAAAUUAGGUGGGCCUCUAUAUUAGGCAUUCACUAGUGGAUGACAUACUAACCACGUACAUAUAUCUUUUCCUAAAUGAGGUAGCUGUGGAUUGCCAAGCUCUUUAAUAGUACAAUGGAUCGUCUUGCAAGGAUGCAGUUUAUUUUAGUUCACCUGAAAUGUUUUAGGUCACCUUAUUGUUUUCAUUCUUUGAAAGUAUACUUUCAUAGUUGUAGUGAUAGAACAUUCCAAAAUUGUCUUGUGUCUUCCCUUAAUAAAUAUUGUCAAAGGUCCUUCGUUGGACUGACAUACUGGCAGUGAAUCUACUACUGUAUAGAACCUGUUGCUGCUGCAUAUAAAUAGCUUUUUUUUAAACGUAUUUGUUGUCAGGUAUGUCAGUCCAUUGCUGGACCUGGUAACAUUGCCUUAAGACAUAUCGCUCAAAGUCCUCCACUCAUACAUAAAAAGUGUAUAUACUCCUGUGCCUUACUGAGUGAUGUUGAACGAGGGUUAUUUAUUCAUUCAGUUUUUAGCUCAAGAAUAACUCGAGUUUAGAGAGUGUUCACAGAAACAGUCCCACGUGUACAACCUACUUGUGACCUAUUUUGCAGCUUUGGGUAGGAGGGAGUCGUGGCAGGAGGCGCAAUGCUGCCUUUUGUUGGUCCUGAGCAAUAAUUUCCUCAUAGAAACGAAGUCGUAUGAUACGCUCAAACUGGCGUCGAGUUUUUGCCAAUGUUCUUUCUUUUAAUAUUGGUUUAUUAUGUUUUGAAUCUUAUAUCCUCUGUUAUUAUCUCUUGAUUUAUUUGCUUUAUUUUAUUGGGCUUUGGUAAAAACGUUUUAAGAUUGAAAACUUUUUAAAUUUUUUUAACAGGUUAAUUUAAAUAAUUUUUGGGUUAUGUAGGUAGACCUUUAUUUGAGUCAUUGUUGACCGUUUACUAUUGGCUUAACGUUGCGUUACCGAUAUUUUUUUAAGAAUAUCCGAAGGUUAUUUGCAUUUUUAAGUUUAGUAUUUCAUUUUCCCAAUUGUAGUAGUUCUGGUACAGAUUUUAAAAUGUUUUGUACUUUGGAUCUUUUGGUAUGUCAAACUAAUUUGUAUCACGUGACAAAGGAACAGAUUUAGUUUUUAAUGUUCACAAUUUUGUUAUUUUGUUUACAUGUCGAUCUAAGGUGAUACGCUGUGUACAAGGAGACCACAUAAAAGGAAUCACAUUUUCUACUUAAACAAGUGAAAGAAGAAAAAUCUUUUCAACACAAGGGUGCUAUUAUUUCUGUAAAUUAAGACCCCUCCCGUGUAGGGAUUAGUCUAGCCAUUGCGUAUAAACCCUCCCAGCUGGUUGGUUCAGCUCCUGAAACUCCAAUUGAAGCUUUAAUUAUUUUGAUAAUGUAGUAGGUGUGACUAUGAAUGUCAGAUUUGGAAGACUGACUGUGCUAGCCUGGUAGUGAGAGGGAUUUUCUUUUAGGAGUUUAUUAUCAGUCUACUGUAGGUGAGUGGAGUUUGUGUGAGAUGAGGUUUACCAUUUUCGGAAUGCAGUUUAGUGUUGCCACUCCCGUCCGCCUCAUACAGAGGGAAGGGAGUAACUGCCUUCCUUGUUUCUAUACGUAAUUUCUAUUAUGUGAAUGGUUUAGUCAAUUUGAAAUGAGAUAACUGUAAAGGCACAGUAAGAUUGUUUUAGUUGUUUUGUGGCAGUGCAUAUUUUAUUGUGCAACAUUUUUGAAUGCGGAAUUCAACACAGAAACUUGGAUCAGGUAACCAUUAUCAUUCUGAUUACUUUACUCGUGCCAUGAAGGUCCAUUGCAUUGAAAUGCCACGAAUCAGUCCGUUGAAGCAGUCGAGUUUCGUCGACAUUGCUCGCAUCGGACAAUCGAGUAGUGAUCCUAAAUCAUGAAAAUCGAAUAGCUGUAGAUGAUGUGAAUAUAAGAAGUGUGUUCUUAAUUCCGGGCGUCGAUCAGAGCCACUCUGCUCCCACCAACAUCCUGCGGAUGCUUGUUUUCCAGAGAUGCCAUCGCUCAUCUGUUGUUUAUAUAGACGUACUGUACUUUUAUUUUGCUGGGAACGGGUAAUCUGAAAGGCAAAGUCCUUUAGCUCUGCGUCCUGGGGAUGUUGGUGGGUGCACGUUGGAAGUGUCGCGGUCAGGAUGCCCUGAGCGUAGUAAAAUACUAGUUUGUUUAUUGUACAGUGUAUAACUAUUAGGAAAUAAAUGAUUAUAUAUGUA